This is a messenger RNA of Neltuma alba, 4530 nucleotides long. RefSeq names its product serine/threonine-protein kinase RUNKEL. The transcript has 10 exons. NCBI's taxonomy places the organism in Eukaryota, Viridiplantae, Streptophyta, Magnoliopsida, Fabales, Fabaceae. The record is from RefSeq and is a predicted model, not a curated record. Gene Ontology annotation, biological process: cytokinesis by cell plate formation; protein phosphorylation; phragmoplast assembly. Gene Ontology annotation, molecular function: microtubule binding; protein kinase activity; ATP binding. The coding region runs from base 218 to 2389 and encodes 723 amino acids.
UUGCUAACAGUAUCCCUUCCUCUCUCCUUUGAUCCGUUGAUCUGCUGACUGAUCAUCAAUAUCAAUAUCCAAUUGUCUCAACUGUUCAUGAUUCACAGUUCUCUUUUCCGUAAUCUGAACCAUCUUCUCAUUUCUGGUCCCUUACGAUCUCUCUUCUGCCGCCGCUGCUUUACCUCUGCAUCUGCAAUCUGAAGCAUUAGAUAGAGAUACGUCGACCAUGAAUCAGUACCACAUCUACGAAGCCAUCGGUCGCGGCAAAUACUCGACCGUGUAUAAAGGCAGGAAGAAGAAGACCAUCGAGUAUUUUGCGAUUAAGAGUGUUGAUAAGUCGCAGAAAAGCAAGGUUCUUCAAGAAGUCAGGAUUCUUCACUCUUUAGAUCAUGAAAAUGUACUCAAAUUUUAUUCUUGGUAUGAAACUUCUGCUCACCUGUGGUUGGUCCUGGAGUAUUGCGUUGGAGGAGAUUUGCUUGCCUUAUUACAGCAGGAUAAUCAUCUACCUGAAGAUUCUAUUUACGAUCUUGCUCAUGACCUAGUCAAAGCUUUGCAGUACUUGCAUUCAAAUGGAAUAAUAUAUUGUGACUUGAAACCAUCAAAUAUUCUGCUGGAUGAAAAUGGAUGUGCAAAGCUUUGUGAUUUUGGCUUGGCUAGAAAAUUGAAAGAUAUAUCAAAAAUUCCUUCAUCAUCGUUGCCGCAAGCAAAACGUGGAACACCCUCCUAUAUGGCUCCCGAACUUUUUGAGGAUGGUGGAGUCCAUUCAUAUGCUUCUGAUUUUUGGGCCCUGGGUUGUGUCCUCUACGAAUGUUACACUGGCAGACCACCCUUUGUAGGAAGAGAAUUCACUAAACUUGUAAAAUCCAUCAUUUCAGAUCCAACUCCACCUCUUCCUGGUAAUCCAAGUCGCUCUUUUGUCAAUUUGAUUAAUUCUCUAUUGGUGAAAGAUCCAGCUGAAAGAAUACAAUGGCCUGAGCUUUGCGGGCAUGCAUUUUGGAAAACCAAAGUGAAUUUGGUGUCUUUACCGCCGCAACCUGCUUUUGAUGAUAUGAUAGAGCUGCAUGCUAAACCAUGUUUAUCAGAACGCAAUGGUGACAAAUCCUCCCAAAACAGAACUCCUCCCAAAUGCCGAGAAAAAGAUAUGAGAGGGUUGUUCAAGCAAGAUGAGAAUUCCAUCAUGGGACCGAGAGGUCACGAUACACCUACUAGGGGUCCACCAAAUGGCCAUAAAACUCAAAUAAAGGGUUUUGGCAAAACAACUGAGUUGAGGCAGAAAGAUGCUUCCAAUGCUAACAAGGCUAUGAACCUUUUGAGACUCUCAAGAAUAGCAAAAUCGAAUUUACAGAAGGAAAAUGAGAAAGAGAAUUAUCGACGCCCCUUGCCUAAUAGCUCUGAUAAUGACUCUGAAGUUAAAAUUGAGAAUACUGAUAUGGAACUUGAUUUUGAUGAAAAUACAGAAGAUGAUGCACAUGAUGAAAUUGAUGGUUCUGAUCAUACAACUUCUGUGCCUGAUGAGAAGAUGUCCAAUCAAAACCAAAAACAGGGGAAACCAGAGGAGAUAGAAAGUAAUAUACAUCAGCAAGACACCCCUUCUAUUGUUAACACACCCAACUCAGACGAUUCAAGGUCAAUUGAUCCGGAAUCAACUCCUGAGCAUCCUGACAUGUCUUCUAUCUCUCCCAGUGUGAGCCCUCAGGUCAGGAAGCAUAGGGUUAAAGAAGACUUGGGAUCUGCUUUUGAUUCUGAUUCUUCAAGGUCUUCCGGUAACAUUUCCCAGGUUCUUUGGCAUCAAUCUGAUCUCUCAGUCAGGCCUGUCAUGCCCAGUAGAAAAAUUGAUAAAGAGGUCAUCCCUUCACUUCCUUUUGAGGCUUUUGCUGUGUCUGAUUUUGUAAAGAUGUCAAAAGAACAAUUGGAUAUUAUCCAAAACCGAAUUGUAGCAAUUUUCAAUGGGAACUCCAUCAUUGGGGAGAAACAGAAUGUCAUUAGAUACCUUGAGAUGUUGAGCAAUAAUGCUGAUGCAGCUAAUAUCUUGACAAAUGGGCCAAUAAUGCUCACACUUGUAAAAUUGCUUCGUCAGUCCAAGGCAUCCGCUUUACGUGUUCAACUUGCUUCGCUGAUUGGUUUGUUGAUACGGCACUCUACUUAUAUUGAUGACAGUUUGGCUAAUUGUGGAAUUUUAAGUUCACUGACUGAUGGCCUUAGAGACAAGCAGGACAAAGUGAGGAGGUUUUCGAUGGCUGCUUUAGGUGAGCUACUAUUCUACAUAUCAACUCAAAAUGAGGACAAUAGAGAUAACAGUCAGCUCGAAUCUCCGUUGAAGGACAAUCGGACUACAUGUGGCUGGCAGGUUCCAAUUCGAUAUCUUUGUUUCAUCGCUUUUGCGGAAGGGAGAGGAUGACAUAACGCAGUUGUAUGCAUUGAGGACGAUUGAGAUUUGCAGUCAAGGAGGGGUAUGGGUGGGUCGAUUUACUAGUCAAUAUCAUUACCAUUUGUGUAUAUAUAUAGGGCAGCAGGAAAACAAGAGCAUGAGGCUUACUGCAGGGUCAUGUUUGGUGCGCUUAGUUCGUUUCAAUCCUUCUAGCAUUCAGCCAGUUAUUGAGAAACUCUCAUUUAAGGACCUAGCAUCUGCUCUUGUCAAGGGCGGUCCUCGUGAGCAGCAAAUCAGCUUAAAUCUUCUUAGCAUGGCAAUGCUUGGAAGUCAUAUGUUCUCUAAUAUUGGACGAUACCUUCUGCAACUUGUUGAGGAAAAGAAUUUGAUCCCAAGUCUUUUGGCUCUUAUCGAGCAGGGUAGUGAAGUUUUAAAGGGAAAGGCACUUGUUUUUGUUGCUCUUCUCUGUAAAGGCGGUAGAAGGUGGCUUCCACACUUCUUAUGCAGUCCGAAAUUACUUUCAGUGGUGGACAGGUUGGUAAAAGAGAAAGAUGCCUUUGUGCGGCAGUGUUUAAAUGCAUUCUUGCAUAUUAUAGCCUCUACAAUUCCUGGUUUACUGGAUACUAUAACCGGGGAUAUCCAACAAAUGAUGGCAGGAAGGCGUCAUGGACAUAUCUCUUCCCUUACCAGCAGAUCUGCUCCAAAAUCCAACAUUCAUUCAUUUGUUCCCUGUUCCUUCCAUCUUCUCUAGAAGUUCAAUAUUAUUUAACACAAAGUGGCGACUCACCAAGUCUUGCAGCAAUUGGCAAACCUUGUUAAGAUCGUGGAGACACCAUUUCAGGGCAGAGAUGACUUCCAAAUAACCCUUCUUCGCAUUAUGGAGUCUCUAACAGAGGAGUCUUCCGUGAUUUUUGGGAAUCCUGACCUUUUCAUCCGUGAAAUCCUUCCUAGCCUAACUGUUCUGUACAAGGGUAACAAAGAUGGUGAUGCCAGAUUUCUGUGCCUAAAGAUUCUCUUUGAUGUGAUGGUCAUUCUUUUGAGUGAACCGAUAGAAGAUGAACAAAGAUUGAAGGACUUGAAGUCUGUCUCAAAUACCCGUUUUCUACCUCUCUACCCGACCUUGGUUGAGGAUGAGGAUCCUAUUCCUAUGUAUGCACAGAAGCUUCUUGUGAUGUUACUGGAGUUCAGCUUUAUUAAAAUUCCAGACAUUCUGCAUCUGAAGACAAUCUCACAGUGCUUCGAAUUCUUGCUUGGUGAUCUCUCAAAUGCGAACGUUAACAAUGUUAAGCUGUGUUUGGCUCUGGCUGCUGCUCCUGAAAUGGAUUCCAAGUUGCUCUCUCAACUAAAAGUAGUUAGGAGAAUUGGCAAUUUUCUGGAGUUCGUAUACGCAAAGGGUAUGGAAGAUUUCUUGGAGCCAACUCUUGGGCUUUGCAGAGCCUUUCUUGCACUUUCAGUCAGAAGCGGAAAAGGCGCCAAUUGCUCAGCAGAACUUACUCUCUUGGGUGAAUGUUCUUCUGAGGCGAGUGGUGCAAUUGACCCUCAACAAUGUGUGAGAGAUAUAAUGGACUUUGGAAGCAAUGUUGGUGUCUUGCUGGAGUUGAGUGGAUCUAAUGAAUCCAACAUCGCCGACGUAGCUUCUGAAUGUAUAAUUUUACUAUUCAAGGCAGCUCCAAGAGAAGCCACCACUGGUCUACUAACCAAGCUCUCUAAGGUUAGUGUGAUCUUAGAGUGCUGGCGAAAAGGCACCUCUCGCUUGUCGGUGCAACGAAUGCUACAUGCUUUAGGUUAUGCUUGCAGGCAAUACUUGUUUCAUGCAAUGAUAUUAUCAAUAUCCAUACCAGAAAUUUCAAGAAUUGAAAUGAUCAUUUCCGAACUCAAAAGCUCAGGUGUCCAUGAUUUGGCCAGGACAGCUGGGUUAGCAGCUCUGGAGUUGCAGCGGUUGCCUCGCUGCAUCUAACUGGAGCAAGAAUCAGUCAUUUCUCAAUGUUAGUUGUUUACUUGUAUCUUGCAAGUGAAACAAGUGUCAAGCAAGCAAUCUUAAGGCAUGGUAAGGUGAAUUCUAUUCAUGCUUCGGAAUCCCUUGUGUAAUGUACGAGUUCUUUGUAUCUUCAUGAACCAUAUAUAUUGUAUUUAUUUCCUCGUUCUGUUUAACGCAGCCAAAUUGGUGAGUA